CCAAACUACACUGACCUCGUUUUUGUCCAAUCACAUGGAAGACUCACAGUUGUAUAUAAGUAUCUCCAACAACUCAACAUACUGUUCAAAGCAGAAGACAAGCAGAGCAAGGGGAAAGCUGCAGUGAGACAGAAGUGGGUACCAAGUAAGGAAUGUCCAUACCAAGGAGGAAAACAAUGAACCCUCUUAAUUUUCUCAUUUUGGUAUCCAUGAUGGCCAAAAGCCAUCAGUUAACGUGCCAAAAUGACUCACGACGUCCAGAAAACACUGACAUCUCAGUCGAAUGUGGCACUUCAUCGAUUAGCUUGGCUAUCCUGGUCUGCCCUGUUGUCUACACUGGCUACAACGAGUCCCUGCUCAAUCUCAACGACAUAUUCAACAAGCCAGAGUGUAAAGGAACUCUGGACGAGUCCGUCAGCCCGCCUGUUGUCAGGUUCACCUUCCCCCUCAACAUGACCAGUGCCUGCGGCAGCAAAUUUGUGACCACCAGUGCAGCUGGCACAGGGAUCUUUGCUGACUUCUCCAAUAUCCAGACGGUUAAUGUCAGUGGUGUGGUGCAAUCCCAUGAUCCAACCACGGGGGUAGUCACCUACAACGCCGAGCUCAAAUACUUUUAUUCCUGUGCUUACCCUCUGGAGUAUCUCAUCAACAACACCCAGGUGGAAGUGUCAGGAUCGUCCAUCGCAGUGAGGGACAAGAAUGGAAGCUUCAUCAGUACUUUGGCCAUGGAACUCUUCAAUGACCCCAACUACGUCACUCCUCUGUUCAUGCCAGCGCUGGGAUUAGAGCUGAGGACCAGGGUCUAUGUCCAGGUCAAAGCAACCAACCUGACUGCUCAGUACCACGUCCUCAUGGACCGAUGCUACGCUUCCAUCUCUCCCUAUCCCACAAACUCCACCUUCUACAACCUGUUUGUCCCGUGCUCUACGGACCAGAUGACCAUCAUGUACGAGAAUGGGGACAGUCACCACGCCCGCUUCUCCUUCCCGGUAUUCAGGUUCCUUGAACAACAGAACCAGACGGUGUCCACUUAUCACCUACACUGCAUCACCAGGCUUUGUGAGAGCAGCACCUGCGGUACUUAUAAGCAAUGUAACAGCAGGAGGAGAAGGGAUGUUGAUUCCCCUGAUGUUUUAGAAGCUACCACCCUGUCCUCAGUUCCCAUUGUCACCAAAAAUGACAACUCGCUGACAUCUAAGGAGGAAGCUUUGUCCAGCACUGCCUCUGACUCAGACUCAAGGAUGGGUCUCGGCAUAGCUGUGGGUGUCCUGACUCUGGCCGUCGUCGUGGUUGCUGCGGCGGCAGCCAUCCUCUACAGGAGGCUCAGACACUUUUAAAGGGGGGCAGACAUCUGUAUGACCGCUCUGCACAAGUCCGACCUCAGCCGUGUUACAAAGAAAGUUUGAAGGAAUGUGAAGAGUUUUCAGCGUGGAGCUACGGCUGCAUGAAAGUUUACAGGCAGUUACAGAGCAAGUAGAUGAGUAAGGAUGUAAGCAAAUUUGGGUGAAC
This is a messenger RNA of Scophthalmus maximus (turbot), 1509 nucleotides long. RefSeq names its product zona pellucida-like domain-containing protein 1. Bases 153 to 1337 code for a protein of 394 amino acids. Lineage: Eukaryota; Metazoa; Chordata; Actinopteri; Pleuronectiformes; Scophthalmidae. The record is from RefSeq and is a predicted model, not a curated record. The transcript has 11 exons. Gene Ontology annotation, cellular component: cell surface.